AUGGCUACUCUUCUUAAUAAGGAGAGUCUUGAAUUGGCCUCAUUCCUAAUGUAUCACCUAUGGGCCAGGAGGAAUGCAUUCAUCUUCCAAAAUCAAUUUUCGAAACCAAGCACAGUCACAGCAAGGGCUCAGUCUGAGCUCUCUUUGUUCAUAGAGUACAAUACAGUCAUCAGGAGUCUAGCUGAAGGUAGUGCGAGCAGCAGUCUGAUUCCAACCUGGAAGCCCCCUAACCGGCCUUUUGUUAAAGUUAAUUUUGAUGCAGCAUUUGAUAAGAUCAACGGUAGAAUGGGGAUGGGGAUAGUUAUUGGAGACCAUGCAGGUAGUUUAAAAACCUGUUUGACAGCCUCAAGGGACAACAUUCAUUCAGUCUUUCAAGCUGAAGGAGAAGCUCUUCAUAGAGCAAUGAGUUUAUGCCUCGAGCUAGGAAUGUGUCACGUUAUCUUUGAAGGAGAUGCCAAAGUAAUCAUAGAUGCUGUAAAUUCCAAAAAAAGAAGACAAUUCAUGGUUGGGACAGUUGACAGAGGACUUGCAGCAGUUUUUGGUGCGCAAUCCAUCCUGGCAACUGAUUUUUGUUCACAGACUUGCAAACAGAGCUGCUCAUACAGCAGCUAA
Messenger RNA from Juglans microcarpa x Juglans regia, 612 nucleotides. RefSeq lists its product as uncharacterized. Gene Ontology annotation, molecular function: nucleic acid binding; RNA-DNA hybrid ribonuclease activity. The record is from RefSeq and is a predicted model, not a curated record. NCBI's taxonomy places the organism in Eukaryota, Viridiplantae, Streptophyta, Magnoliopsida, Fagales, Juglandaceae. The transcript has a single exon. Bases 1 to 612 code for a protein of 203 amino acids.